Molecule: messenger RNA, 840 nt
Organism: Saccostrea cuccullata (small rock oyster)
Lineage: Eukaryota; Metazoa; Mollusca; Bivalvia; Ostreida; Ostreidae
Exons: 5
Coding region: 58-600 (180 amino acids)
Source: RefSeq, a predicted model, not a curated record
UGUUGGCAAGAAAACUUUGGAAUAUUCUGAGACUCUGAAACAACUAAAUCUUCAAAUAUGGAGAGAUUUGGUGAUAAGACGUUGGAAGAGUGCCUUGAAUCAAGUUUGAUAGAUUAUUUGUUAAAAACAAAGACCGGAUCAAUGACUGCAGUGAGACGAAACGUACUACAAAUGAUAAUCUUUUUAUUUGGAAAAGAGACAACAGGAGAAUAUGGAUUUAUAUAUUCGCACAAAGAAGACAUUGCUGUGCAACAGAAGAGAUACAUAAUUUUCUCCUAUCUUUUCCUGGAGGCUUUAAUGAAAACCGGGAUUUCAGACAAGGCCAUUGUAACACACAACAAUCUGUGGUCUCAACAUCUGCAGCACCUGGCCAAUUGUGGAAACGAAAAGGCAGCAAAACAAUAUAUAAGAAUUUUGGAGGACAGGGAAGAGACUGACUUCAAUAUUAAAAGAUUCCAACAUCAGUUGAAAACCAUGAAUUUGGCAACAGGAGAAGAUGAUGAAAAGACGGAAAAGGGGGAGAUGAAAAUUAUCAAAUUUCGGUGUAGGAGACCAAACCUCUGCGAGAGAAUUGCAAUGAAGCUGAAAAAAUUGUUUUAAAAUUAAUGUGACUCUCAAGACUUUUUACCACGAAGUUUCAAAACCUCAACUAAGAAUCCAGAGAAUCAAGACUACUCAUACCUCAACACCACCAUCGACAUCUUCAUCAUCAUCAUUAACAUUAUCAUCAGCAGCAGCAUCAUCAUAUUUAUUUUUCCUUUUUUAAUCGUUUUUUUCCCCGUAUAAUUUUCUCCUUUGUGUCUUUAUUUUUUUCAUUAUCAUUCAUCUACUUAAAUUUUU